Molecule: messenger RNA, 677 nt
Organism: Rattus norvegicus (Norway rat)
Lineage: Eukaryota; Metazoa; Chordata; Mammalia; Rodentia; Muridae
Source: RefSeq, a predicted model, not a curated record
UGAUAUCUGCCUCUUAAAAAAACUUCAUUGUGGCUUUUUUCUCUUCUGGGUCCCAAGCGCUGAAGGAGUCGCAGCUGACCGUGCAGACAUGGCCAAGUCCAAGAACCACACCACACACAACCAGUCCCACAAAUGGCACAGAAAUGGCAUCAAGAAACCCUGGUCACAAAGAUACGAAUCUCUUCAGGGGGUUGACCCCAAGUUCCUGAGGAACAUGUGCUUUGCCAAGAAGCACGAUAAGAAAGGGCUGAAGAGAAUGCAGGCCAACAGCGCAAAGGCAGUAAGUGCACGCACAGUGGCCAUCAAGGCCCUCGGGAAGCCUCAGGCCGUCAAGCCCAAGAUGCCAAAGGGCCCCAGCCGCAAACUCAGCCGUCUGGCUUUCAUCACUCACCCCAAGCUUCGGAAGUGGAUUCAAAGCUACACGGCCAAGGGUUGUAGGCUCUGCCAACCAAAACCUAAGGUUCAAACCAAGGCAGAGGCCACAACCUCAGCUAAGGCCCAAGCUUCAGCUCCAGCCCAGGCUCCCAAGGGUGCCCAGGCCCCUGUGAAGGCCCCAUAGAAAAGGCUCCUGCCAGUGUGAAGACAGAUGGACUGCUGGGACACAACCACCUACACACUAUCUGCAGAUGACCAGUGUCCUAUGCUGUUUUUACAAAUAAACUUGAGACAAGAAGAAA